This is a messenger RNA of Hemibagrus wyckioides, 8539 nucleotides long. It is a transcript of the gene frmd4a, whose product is annotated as FERM domain containing 4A. The record is from RefSeq and is a predicted model, not a curated record. Gene Ontology annotation, cellular component: cytoskeleton; adherens junction; bicellular tight junction. The transcript has 23 exons. Bases 509 to 3535 code for a protein of 1008 amino acids. Gene Ontology annotation, biological process: establishment of epithelial cell polarity. Lineage: Eukaryota; Metazoa; Chordata; Actinopteri; Siluriformes; Bagridae.
AGCAAAACGCUACAAUCACAGCCGUGGGAAGGUCGCGCAGUGCCGAAAGCGUUACACGGCACCGAGUCGAUUCUCUUCUCUGAUGCUUGUGCUCGCGCUUUUUUUUUGUUUUUUUGUUUUUUGCAUGCUCGCACGGUGCUGAAAAAGACAGAGAGGAGGUUUUGCAGGACGGGGGUCGACCCCGGUAAAUAAAGCACGGAGAAAUAAAGGAAAGGAGGAAAAGGCGCUCCGUGUGGCGGGAGAUGGGACGCGCCUCGGCGCGGCUGCGCUCCAUCCGGUCCGCGCCGAGAGAGAGCGCUCCGACACACCGGACACAAUGGCACGGAUGCUCGCGCUGAUUUAGGCCGGGAGACACAAACCUCUCUCUCUCUCUCUCUCUCUUUUUCUCUCUGUGCGUGUAUGUAUGUGUGCGCGCGCGCGUGUGUGUUGAGGAUUUAUACAGCUCGAGAGAACGCGUGCUUCACAAAGCAGGAGAAAUUCAUGCGCGCGGAAGCUUGAUAUUUCCGAGAUGACGGAGGGUCGGCGAUGUCAGGUCCAUCUCCUGGAUGACAGGAAAUUGGAGCUCCUUGUGCAGCCCAAGCUGAUGGCUAAGGACCUGCUGGAUCUGGUAGCGUCGCACUUCAACCUGAAAGAGAAGGAGUAUUUCGGAAUCUCCUACACAGACGACACGGGUCACUUCAGCUGGCUGCAGUUAGACAGACGUGUGCUGGAGCACGAGUUCCCCAAAAAAUCCGGCCCUAUCGUCCUCUACUUCUGUGUGAGGUUUUAUAUCGAGAGUAUCUCUUACCUGAAGGACAACGCCACCAUCGAGCUCUUCUUCCUCAAUGCCAAGUCCUGCAUUUAUAAGGAGCUCAUAGAUGUGGACAGUGAAGUCGUGUUUGAACUGGCCUCCUACAUAUUGCAGGAGGCCAAAGGAGACUUCACAAGUAAUGAUGCCACAAGGGCAGACCUGAAGAAACUGCCCGCUCUGCCCACACAGGCCCUCAAAGAGCACCCAUCCCUCGCGUACUGCGAGGACCGAGUGAUUGAGCAUUAUAAGAAGCUGAGCGGCCAGUCCAGGGGCCAGGCUAUCGUCAAUUAUAUGAGCAUAGUGGAGUCACUGCCUACAUAUGGAGUGCAUUACUAUGCGGUUAAGGAUAAGCAGGGGAUCCCGUGGUGGUUGGGGCUGAGUUAUAAAGGCAUUUUUCAGUACGACUACCAAGACAAAGUGAAACCCAGAAAGGUGUUUCAAUGGAGGCAGCUGGAGAAUCUGUACUUCAGAGAGAAGAAGUUCUCAGUGGAAGUCCACGAUCCUAGAAGCAGGGCGUCGGUAACGCGAAGGACAUUUGGACACAGCGGCAUCGCCGUACACACCUGGUACGCCUGUCCCGCCCUCAUCAAAUCCAUCUGGGCCAUGGCCAUCAGCCAGCACCAGUUCUACCUGGACCGCAAGCAGAGCAAGUCAAAGAUCCACGCAGCACGCAGUCUAAACGAAAUAGCCAUCGACCUCACAGAGACGGGCACGCUGAAAACCUCUAAACUCGCCAACAUGGGCAGCAAGGGCAAGAUCAUCAGCGGGAGCAGCGGGAGCCUUCUGUCCUCAGGUUCUCAGGAGUCAGACAGCUCUCAGACGGCUAAGAAGGACAUGCUGGCAGCUCUACGCGCCCGGCAGGAGGCUCUGGAAGAAACACUCAGGCAGAGGAUAGAGGAGCUCAAGAGCAUCUGUAUUAGAGAAGCGGAGCUGACCGGAAAGCUUCCUAAAGAAUAUCCUCUAGACCCGGGAGAGGAGCCGCCUACUGUCCGGCGCAAAAUCGGCACGGCCUUCAAACUGGACGAACAGAAGAUCCUCCCCAAAGGAGAGGAGGAAGAAUUGGAGCGCUUGGAGCGGGAGUUUGCAAUCCAGUCUCAGAUCACAGAGGCAGCACGGCGUUUAGCCAGUGAUCCUCAUGUGAGCAGUAAAAAGCUGAAGAAGCAGAGGAAGACUUCAUACCUGAACGCACUAAAGAAGCUGCAGGACAUUGAGAACGGCAUCAACGAGUACCGCAUCCGCUCGGGCAAGAAACCCACGCAACGUGCCUCGCUCAUCAUCGAGGAGGCGAAUAUCGGCUCAGAGGACAGCUCUCUUUCUGAUGCUCUGGUGCUAGAUGAUGAUGACCCCCAGGUAGCAGGGACACCCACGUUUUCUCCGGUUUCCUCCCCUCAUAAAGGCCUUCCUCCUCGGCCUCCGUCGCACAGCAGGCCUCCUCCUCCUCAGUCUCUGGAGGGUCUCAGGCACCUGCACUACCAGCGCAGCGACUACGACAAAUCUCCCAUCAAACCCCGCAUGUGGAGCGAGAGCUCACUCGACGAGCCCUAUGAGAGGGUGAAGAAACGCUCCUCCCACUCCAGCAGUCACAGGCGGUUCCCCAGCACAGGCAGCUGUGAGACUGGAGGGAGUAACUCCUUGCAGAACAGUCCAGUGCGCACGCUGCCUCAUUGGAACAGCCAGUCCAGCAUGCCCUCUACUCCUGACUUGAGGACCAGGAGCUAUGUCCAUUCAGCCAGCCUGUCUCAGCCUUUCCGUGGGCGGAGCUCCAGCCUGGAGUCUCAGGGGAAACUGCUGAGCCUAGAGGCAGGACCCGAGGCAGAGCUUAGUCCAGACCUCUUCCUGUCAGGGCCACAGCGGGCAGGAAGCAGCGGCUCGGUAGUGCCAGAUGACUGCUCAUCAUGCACCAGCCACUCAAGUUCCGAGCACUGCUGCCCACCGGCAGGCGCCAACCCUAACUACCGCACCCUAGCUGAGGACUCACCUUCUAGAGCACGCCAGCGUCAGCGCCAGCGCCACAAAUCCGCCGGCCACCUGGGCAACUCGAGCUCAGGCAGCAUGCCUAACCUGGCCGCACGUAAUGGUGGGACACCUGGAACAGCCCACCAGGGCGUCUACCUGAACAGCCAGAGCCAGCCAUCAUCACAGUAUCGCAUUAAGGAGUAUCCGCUUUACCCCACAGGCAGCAGCCCGGGCGCUGUGGUGGUCCGCAGCCUGGAGAGUGACCAGGAAGGACACUACAGCGUCAAAGCACAGUUUAAGACCUCCAACUCGUACACGGCCGGCGGCCUCUACAAGGAGGGCUGGGGGUCAGCAGGGGAGGACGGUGAGGGCAGCAGUGCCAGUGGCAGUGCCAGGCUCACACCCUCCAGGUCUCAGAUAGUGAGGACUCCGUCUGUAGGGAGGGAGGGAGGAGGGAACAGAGCGGCCGUGUCUGAGGAGCUACGGUGCUGGUACCAUCGUUCGUCCGGAUCGCUCAAAGAGCACGCACGUCUCACACACACCAGUUCGAACACAGGGAGAGUCGGCACACUCGCUAAGGGCUCACCGGCCGCUUCUCCACACAGCCAGAGAAGUGGAACUCCAUGUAGUGAGUCAGCAGCAACGCCACCCUACAGCCCCCAGCACAUCCUCAACUGGCAGAGCGGAUCAUUCAGCGAUAGCUGUUUCCUGAGCAGUCCUCUGUGCUCUGAGCUCGCCGACGUGCAGUGGUAUGGACACGAGAAAGCCAAACCGGGAACUCUGGUCUAAAACCCGUCCCUCCAUCCCUCUCCUCCUGCUUCAUCCCUUUCUUCCUGGAACAGUGUUCUCUGGGCGGAUCUGUCCACAGGCUGGACCUCAACACGUAUUAUAGACAUACCUACGGCUGGAGCCAACACCCCUUCACCUUCUCUCUCUCUGUCUCUGUGCAUAUCCAGCAGUGCAGUGGCUCUGGACUUUUGGGAUCACGGAGGUCUUACAGAACCGAACUAAACCAAACCUAAGUUGUUGAUUCUCCCACUGCGUAUUGUAUGAACUCUGAACUGUGACCCAGUUAGCUGCCAGCCAGUUGCUCCGUAUGCACAAAACCCUUCAUCCAGUCCCAUCGCUGGAGUGAUACACCAGGGGUGUGGCCUCUCUUCUCUUUUGGAGAUGUGUUUAUGUGUGUGUGUGUGUGUGUGUGUGUGUGUGUGUGUGUGCAUUCUAGUGAAUUAGGCAUACUCAAACACACACAUCAGUGUGUAAUUCUGCGUAGAAGAUAAGGAGCACACACACUCCUGCAGAACGUCGCUGUCGGUCAUUUCGUUCGUAAACCUUCAUGUGCGCUGUUCUGUUCUGAGUAAACGCGAUGAAUCACACACCCCAGUCCACCGAGUGAACCAUCAAACCUGUUUCCCAUUGUAUGACGUUCUGUAAAAAAAAUAUGUGCGUAAAUAAGCAAGACCACACGAUGACAGAAACACCCUCGUGGAUGUGAUUCAGCCAAGAAAAGCAACAUUAUUGGCGUUUCUAAUUAACACAUGCUCAUGUUAGGAAUUCAUGGAUUUUCCAGUACUUUCCAAAAGCGGGUGAUUUCGGAAACACGGUAAAAGGCUGACCGCAGAGCACUGCAAUGACAACUGAAAUCCAGGUCCAUUAGUCCUGAAAAGCUUUACACCAAGCCAAAAAUAUAUGGAUACAAUAAAUAAUACAUGAACGGAUGACAAUUGAGACGUUUAUCUGUAUCGAUUAUCAAGGUGGUCAAUGAGGUUUUAAAUCAGAAUACUUUUUGUACCUAUUAAAGAUCUUCAUUUAGCUAAAUAUCUAAUCCUAGAUGUUGAAAUAAACUUUGUGCCUCAAUUAGUAACAAUUUUCUGCCUCAAAACUCCACCUUAUUAGUAUUCAGGUAGCACAUGAUGAGUGGAAUACUGAAUACAGAGGAUAAAACCAGCCAGUUUUAGCUCCAGACCACAUAAAUGAUAUAGUACUGUUGCUAUCCAUGAUAUGAUUGAUAACCAGUAACAUUAAAAUGCACAAAUAUCAGUAAACAGGGCAUUAUUAAUAUAACCAUUUCACAAACUUCAGUAAUGAUAGCUUAUUAAAAUAAUUACUUACUACUUUAACUUCUACUUACACCUUUGUUUCUAAUGAAGUAAAUACAGCGGUCCGGUUCGAAUCUCAUUGAUGUCAUGACCAUCUUUGAGUGCUUGACAUCAUCUCACAUGAAUUAGGGAUGGAAUCGAAUGCUAUAUAAGUAUGAUGAGUUCAAAACAGGCACAAAAAGGUCGUUAGUGUCGACUGAUUUAGACUAGAUGUGUCUAAACAACCCCCCAAAAACCAAUGUGGGCCUCGAGUUCAUAACCCGAGGAACUUUUUUGAAGAACAGGCCACGCCCACAUUGGCUUUAAAUCUAAAGAAACACUACACAAAUGCAAAUAGUGUUGCAUCAGUGUAUUCAAGUACAUGUUAGUGAUUAUGAGUGCAAUAUGUAAUAUACAGAGACGUUAUCAGUUCUUCUGGCUGGUUUUAUAUUGGCAAAGUGAUAUAUAUAUAUAUAUAUAUAUAUAUAUAUAUAUAUAUAUAUAUAUAUAUAUAUAUAUAGAUAUAUAUAUAUAUAGAUAUAUAUAGAUUAAGGCCUAACAGGAAAUGGGACACGUGUUUGUCCGGAUGUUCCAACUAUUCAGCAGAAACAUUUUGUGUUGGUUGUCAUUGCAGGGCUGUGUGUAGGAAUUUCUUUCAAAGGGUGAUGAUUUUGAUGCUUGUGGUCUCCAUUUCUGUCUUUGUUUCAUUUAUUUGCAUUUCAUUUAGACGUUCUAUCAGUUGUCAUCCAAUAGCUGUAAAGUUUCCCAAUAGCCAUGUGUUGCCAUGUUUGAUCUGAUGUUUUAUGGGAAACUCCUCUCUGAACGCUAGCCGGAUGUGAGCUGUGUGUUAGUGUAAACCUUUUGAGGAAAGUACUGUACGUGCCACUCACCCUCUCGGGCAGCUCCACCAGCCUGCUAGCCACCAUGGUGCUCUGAGCCUCUACUGUACUGUACACCCACGAAUAACAAAUCCCAUAUUCCACCUGCUCUGAGCCCACAAGAAAUCCUCGUCCCUGGCAUGUUCAACAUUGGGACCUUAUUUUUUAAAGUAUUUCCUUACUGACGGAGUUUUUCUGUAUGGUUACAGUUCGUACUGGGUUAGGGACUGGAUGAAACUAUAAGAGCACAAUGUAACGGGGCACACAUCAUACAGAUCAGCCACUGACCAACAAACUUCUCUCCGAUCGAUCUUACCUCUGUGCCAUUUUCGAGAGACGGCCGAAGCAUUCCAGUAUACGAGCAGAAUACACACAUCUCGACCUCGAGAAAAUCCUCCGCACUCCACACCUUAGGCUCUCAGACAGAGAGGGAAAACCAAACCACAGGGUGUUUGUGUUGUUUUAGGCAGCGGGAUUUUAAUGCGAAACGAUGGUGCUCUUCUCCUCAAGCUGUCUCAUGUGACGGGGAAACGCAGCAAGCCAUACACUAACAACCACGUCUACUCCACAUCGCACGGUCCAACAUCACACACACACUCGGAAAUGGACACACUGCAGCGACGGACUUACAGAGAUACCUAAAAGCACACUCUUUGGUUUUUUUUUUUUCCAUUCCUACAGAGUAUGUGCAUUAUGUGCCAUCAGAACCUUCAUAAUAGAGUCCGAACAGAACAUCCUGCAAUGUGAAAUCAGUUGCCGUUUGUGUUUCUUCUGGGGAUUCAGAUUCAACCUCUUACCCAAAACAGUGGGAUGCUGCCUGGGUGCAGGCCUGGACGAAGGUCCAUAAGUGCAAAACAAAAAAAAUGCAACAGCAAAUCAGAAAACAAGAGCAAAAAGAUUUUUUGUUGUUUUAUUUUUUUUAAAAUCAACAGCAAAUGAGAAAAUGCAACAACGACAACAAAAACAACAAAACUAAAAGUGCAACAACAAAUCAGAAAACAAAACGAAAUACAACGACUCAGAAUUCAACAAAACAAAAAUCAUAACAAAGCAGAAAACGAAACAAAAAUAAAACAACAAAUCAGAAAACAAAAAACAAACAAAUCAGAAAACAACAAAACAAAAAACAAUGAAUCAGAAAGCAACGACUCAGAAAACAACAAAACAAAAAUUGUAACAAAUCAGAAAACAAUAAAACAAAAAUUAUAACAAAUCAGAAAACAAAAAACAAACAAAUCAGAAAACAAAAAACAAACAAAUCAAGACAACAAAACAAAAAUCAUAACAAAUCAGGAAACAACUAAACAUGCGCAAACAAAUUAGAAACCACAACAAAAUAAAAACACAACAGCAAAUAUGAAAACACAACAACAAAAAUAAAUCAUCAGAAAAUGAUAAAACGCACCAGCAAAUCAGAAAACCCAACAGAAGAACUUCAAAAAUCACAUCAAUAUUAACUCUUAACAGCAGAGGGGCGGUCCUUAUAGAGCACCACAUGCUCGAAUAUGAUUGGACACGGCCCGUGAACGUUACGAGGAAAACAAAUUGCAAAAAAAUAAUGUUACUUUUGUUAUUAUAGUAAGGAGUUCAGUUCUUCUGACAAAGCUGGCUUCCGUCAGUCAGGUUUUCUGCGCUAGGCUCAAAGCUGAAGUAUCGAAAAUAUUAUAUGUUGAAAGCCCUUGAUUUUAAAAAAAAGCAGUAAUAAAAGUAUGAAUAGAUUAAUUUAAUAUUUUCUUGAACUGUAAACAUCCUCCAUGUGUCUGCUUUCCACCUACACUAGCAGUGACGUACGCUGCAGCUAAUCAGCACCAAGUCCGUCCUUCUCUAUGGUCCUCACUUCCUGUUUGAAGACACAUGAUUUCUGAUUUGCUGUUGCAUCGUUUGUUUUUGUUCCAGAUUGUUUUUGUGUUUUCUGAUUCUUUUUUUUUUUUUGGGGGGGGGGGAUGUUUGUUCACGUUGUCUCACCGUAGACCUGAGUCCAAACUCCGACGCAAAAAGUGAAGCCACAGAAAGUUGAAGCCGGAGUCAUCCGUAACCCUUUCACGCGAAGAAGCCGUCUCAUUCCCGCAGUGCUGUGAUUCAGGUCUCGUGUUGAUCUCGUUCUGUGAGAAAUGAGAAAAGCGUAUAUUCUCUCCUCCUGCCCUCCUUUCCUACCUGUAUUUAAUAACAAGCCUAAACCUUUUAUAAUAAAAGAAUAAACUAACACAUUUAUCAACAUAUAUGGAAAAGACUAUGGAAACCUGUCUGGGUUAUUUUACAAGAAGAAGAAGUAGAAGAAGAAAAUACACGAAACCUUCAAAUGUUUUAAUAUUUUUAUUUUUUAUUUUUUUUUUAAUCGAACAGUAUUUUUGUUUUAUUUCCAUUUUUUUCCUUCCAUCUUUUCUCACUAUGUCAGGACAAAGUAACCCUUUCAGGUGCUACAGGAUGACCAGUUACUGCGUUGUUUCCUAGCUGUAGACUUUUCCUAACCGUCGUCAAUAGUUUUAAUACGAGUCGUGCAAAAUGAAGGAUGUUAGUUACUAAAACCGUGUCGCUCACGCCCUCAUUCCUGACAAUAGAGCAUGUUUUCAUCCCUUUAUGGAGUUUCAAAUAAAAAAAAUAAAUAAAUAAAUAACCGCACACGUGAUAACGGUGUUGUAGAAAACCAGAUGUGGAGAGUUGUUGUUGGGGGAGAAUAACAAUGAAGUUCCACAGUUAAUUUAUUCUUUUUCUAUUAAGAAUUUGUAUAGUAACUUUACAUUUUUCAAAAACCGUGUUGUUGGCAACUGAAUCUGAAUUUUCCAGAUGAGAAAUGUGGUGGUUCUUGAAAUUAUGAAAAUAAAUUAUUGCUGAAUGUU